AUGGCUAGUCAGAGUGUAGAAGAGAAUUGUGGAAUCAAUGUGAGCCCAGUUGUUAAUCAAGAGCCUGAAAGUGAGGCUCUUGAUAGAUAUAAUUCUUCACAUGAUUCAGAAGUAGAUUCAAAAGAGGGUCUGGUGAGACAAGAUGAUCAAGAUGUCAUACAAGAUCAAGCCUAUGUAGAGAUCCCACUACCUGAAGACCAAAGCCAACCUAUAGCCAGUGAGGAAGAUAACACCAACCUUUUCAGUCUGCCCUUCCCCAUGAAGCUUUGGUCCAUUGUGCAGAAUGAGGCAUUCAAGUCAGUGAAGUGGACUAAGGAAGGAGACACCAUAAUGAUUGAGGUAGACCUUUUCCAGAAAGAGGUCCUUCAUCUAAAGGGGGCAAAGAAGAUUUUUGAAACAGACAGUUUGAAGAGUUUUAUUCACCAGCUCAACAUGUAUGGAUUCAGAAAGAUAUACCCUGAGACAUCUGUGGCUUUCUUUGAAGAGUACAAGAGAAUAAUGAUGUACCGUCACUUCAACUUUCAGAGAGAUAAGCCUGGACUUGUUGAGUAUAUCUGGGGCAAAGAAGACCUAAAAAAUCUUGCCCACCAAGCUCUCUGUGUACCCAUUCCACUUAGAUCUUCUCAAGAGCCAACUUCAAAAAAGAAGAAGUCACCUACCAGAUAUUCUCCACGAUUCUAUCGCAAAUCCGAGGAAGACUGUGAAGAUGCCAAGAAGAAAAACUCCAAUGACCAGGCACACAAAGGAAAUCAAGGCUUUGUAUUCUCUGCUGUGUGGGCUAUGAAAUUUAUUCCUCCAUGUUCACUAGAAAUGCAGCUUCCGGGGGAGUCAAGUAACCCAAUUGCAGAUGAUACCUCAGGCACUAUUAUAUGUGGGCCCCCAACUGCUCCUGGAAUUCAAGGCACAGAAGAAAAUCCAAGUGCUAGUUCAUCAGAUCAACUCAUUUUAAGUUCUAUGAUGUCUCUGUACAACAGUUCUUGUUCUGCCCUAUUGUCUACCCUCUUAGGAAGGCCAACAAACGAAUCUCCCGAUGAAGAGCAGGAGGGCUCCUCAGAUUACAAGUGUGUAAUCUGUGAGCCCAUAAAGAAUAGUCCUCGCUUAUGA
Microtus ochrogaster (prairie vole) is the source of this 1104-nucleotide messenger RNA. Its product is annotated as heat shock transcription factor, X-linked member 3. Gene Ontology annotation, biological process: regulation of DNA-templated transcription. Gene Ontology annotation, molecular function: sequence-specific DNA binding; DNA-binding transcription factor activity. Lineage: Eukaryota; Metazoa; Chordata; Mammalia; Rodentia; Cricetidae. The record is from RefSeq and is a predicted model, not a curated record.